AUGCUUUCGUCACAGCGCCAAGUGCUCAGCGGAUCGACGGCCAUUGCGGCUCCGACCUCGCUCGACGACUACAUGGCCCGCACACGCAACCCCGUCCCCGAGCAGGCCACUGGCAGCACCGGCGGCGGUGGUGUUGGUGGUGGUGGAGGAGACGGCUGGGGAUCCUCCCAUAGCCACGGCGGCGACGACGACGAUCACGGCCACGGCCACAGCCACGGGGGCGACGCGUGCUGCAAGGACGGCGACGGCAGCGAAGGCUUCACCAACAAUCUACCCAUCGAUCAACGGUGCUGGAAUAGCAUUGUUCUGAACAACUUUGAUCCCUUUUGGAAGCUGCUCGAGUCCCGCCCAGAGCUCCUAUUCCGGAGCGAUGCUGAAGGUCGCUCAGCGCUGCACUGGGCUGCGGCGCACAACAAUGUUCCUGCCAUCCAGCAAGCGCUCGCACUUCGCUUGAAGCCGGAUGUCCGAGCUGCUCAAACCAACCAGACACCGCUUCACUGGGCUGUAACGAAGGGCAGCCUGCAGGCUGUGCGAGCUCUGCUGAACGCAGGAGCGGAUUUGAAUGCCGUCGACUCGCUUGGCGUGAAUGCCAUCAUUCUUGCCAUCCAGCACAAGCAAUUCCUCAUGGUACACUUCUUGUUGUCGUGCGGUGCAAGCCUGGACAGUGUCGACUUGUACGGCUGCAGUUGCGCACACUGGGCCGGAUACGUCGGCUUUUUGGCCAUCAUGAACCUGUUCAGCGUCCGUCAACUCUCAGCCAUCGACAAUCUGGGCAUGACAACGCUCCACCGGGCAGCAGAUGCCGGGCAGCUCGAAAUGGUCGAGUACCUGCUUUCGUUCAAGCACGAUCUGGACAUUAACGCCACCACCAAAGCAGGACACACGGCUCUUGAUCGCGCAACCCUCAAGCGUCACCUCGAACUUGCCGACCUAUUGGUCUUGUCUGGGGCGAAGGGCAACUAUGACGCGUUUGGACAGUCGCCACUGGUGCUCCGCAAGCUGGGGCUGGGCCGUUGCUACUCGACGUUGGCACCCAUUGCCUCGCGCUAUCUGCGAUUCCUCCUUCGUUUUUCCAAUUCAGGCUCAAUGAUGUGGGUUUGGCUGUGCGUCUAUGCCAUGGCGUUCGUGAAUGUGUUUUGGAGCAUGUCCUUUGAUCGGCCAGAUGGUGACUACCGCACCGGCCCCAUCAUCUUGCAUUUUCUCCUCAAGCUGCUGCUUGUGGCCCUAGCAGUCUGCUAUGGAAUCCUUCUUUUCAUGGAUCCCGGUGUAGUCGACACCUCCCAGGGCAAAAAUCGCAUUCAACUUCUAGUCCGGCAGCUUUUGGACGAGAGUGAAAAGGCGUCCUCAAUUUCAAUGACAAACACGGACGUGUGUCCCACGUGCCAAGUCAUCAAGCCGGAUCGCUCCAAGCAUUGCCGCUCGUGCCGUCGUUGCGUGACUCGAUUUGACCAUCACUGUGUGUGGAUCAACAACUGCGUGGGCGAAAACAACCAUCGCCUGUUUUUCGUAUUUAUUGUCAUCCAGCUGUCUGCUCUCGUGCUGGUGGCUGCCCUGAAUUUGCUGGGCUUGUACGACCGAUUCGAUUGGUCAUUGCCGUGGAAGGAGAUGGCCGUUGCGCUCGGCGGAUUGGGCAUCAUCCCCAUUCUGGUCACAAUCAUUGCGGCGGCUGGUACCGUGAUCACUUACAUGCUUGUCAAGAACAACCUCGAUUUGAUGGUGAACAAUCUGACAUCAAACGAGACGAUGAACGCACCGCGCUACCCCAAGUUCUGGCGGCAUCAGAGCAACGAGGAAGGCCAUAAUUUGAGCAAGUUUGUCAACCCUUACGAUCUCGGCAGCUCGCGCAACAAUCUCCGCGCAUUCUGGAUGCGUCCGAUCUGGCCUUCGACGUCGGCGUCCUCCUUCUCUGGGAAGAGCAGCAUGGCUUGA
Capsaspora owczarzaki ATCC 30864 is the source of this 1929-nucleotide messenger RNA. RefSeq lists its product as hypothetical. The coding region runs from base 1 to 1929 and encodes 642 amino acids. The record is from RefSeq and is a predicted model, not a curated record. Gene Ontology annotation, molecular function: palmitoyltransferase activity; protein binding. The transcript is spliced from 6 exons. NCBI's taxonomy places the organism in Eukaryota, Filasterea, Ministeriida, Capsasporidae.